GAACUGUUGUCAAAAGUGCUGAAACGCUGGUGAAAGCAGUGUAAUGAAAUGUUUUGGCCGUAUUUGCACAAUUGCUGAGUAAACGAGUGACCGGCGAACAAGCGCCAUGCAUUCAUAAGCCUGCGCCAAUCGGAAUUUAAAGCGGCACCGGAGCAGAAGCUCCGCAUUUCUUCGGCGAACGCUCCGCAGAGUCGGCGGAUUGAAUUUUACCGGAUUGACAUCGGUGUCUAAAACGGUCGGACAACAACAGUGGCUUGAUUAGUUGGCAGUAAACAGAGCUGGCGAUCGCAUCGGUCAUUCACACUUGAUUGUUUUGUCCAGAAGCACUAGCAACGAGAAGCCUUCGCCAUGGGUCUGCGUUUCCAGCAGCUGAAGAAGUUGUGGCUGCUCUACCUCUUCCUGCUCUUCUUCGCGUUCUUCAUGUUCGCCAUCAGCAUUAACCUCUAUGUGGUCAGCAUCCAGAGCUCGGAUUCGGAGAUGCGUCAUCCGAAACCGCCGCCCAAGCGCCGCUCCCUCUGGCCGCACAAAAACAUCGUGGCCCACUACAUCGGCAAGGGAGACAUCUUCGGCAAUAUGACUGCAGACGAUUACAACAUCAACCUGUUCCAGCCCAUCAAUGGAGAAGGUGCCGAUGGGCGACCUGUUGUGGUGCCGCCGCGCGACCGCUUUCGCAUGCAGCGCUUCUUCCGGCUGAACAGCUUCAAUCUGCUGGCCAGCGAUCGCAUCCCUUUGAACCGUACGCUCAAAGACUACCGAACGGCAGAAUGCCGCGACAAGAAGUACAUAAGCAAUCUUCCUAGCACGUCGGUGAUAAUCGUAUUCCACAACGAAGCCUGGUCUGUGCUUUUGCGCACCAUAACCAGCGUAAUUAACCGGUCGCCUCGGCACCUGCUCAAGGAAAUUAUCCUGGUCGACGAUGCCAGCGAUCGCAGCUACUUAAAGAGCCAACUGGAGAGCUACGUAAAGGUUCUUUCGGUGCCCACGAAAAUCUUCCGGAUGAAGAAGCGCAGUGGCUUAGUGCCUGCCAGACUUUUGGGCGCCGAGAACGCUCGCGGGGAUGUGCUGACCUUCCUGGACGCCCACUGCGAAUGCUCGCGGGGAUGGCUGGAACCACUUCUCUCCCGCAUCAAGGAGUCGCGCAAGGUGGUCAUCUGCCCGGUAAUCGACAUCAUAUCCGACGACAACUUCAGCUACACGAAGACCUUCGAGAACCACUGGGGCGCGUUCAACUGGCAGCUGAGCUUCCGGUGGUUCUCCUCGGACCGCAAGCGCCAGACAACGGAGAGCAGCGUCAAGGACACCACUGCCCCGAUAGCCACGCCCGGAAUGGCCGGCGGACUGUUCGCUAUCGACCGCAAGUACUUCUACGAAAUGGGGUCCUACGACAGCAACAUGCUCGUCUGGGGCGGCGAGAACGUGGAGAUGUCCUUCCGGAUCUGGCAGUGCGGCGGUCGCGUGGAGAUCAGUCCCUGCUCCCACGUGGGCCACGUGUUCCGCAGCAGCACGCCGUACACGUUUCCCGGCGGCAUGAGCGAGGUGCUCACGGACAAUUUGGCCAGGGCAGCCACGGUCUGGAUGGACGAUUGGCAGUACUUCGUAAUGCUCUACACUUCCGGACUCACGCUGGGCUCCAAGGACAGGGUUAACGUGACGGACCGCCUGGCGCUAAGGGAGAGGCUGCAGUGCAAGCCCUUCUCCUGGUACCUGGAGAACAUCUGGCCGGAGCACUUCUUCCCGGCCCCCGACCGCUUCUUCGGGAAGAUAAUCUGGCUGGACGGUGAGACGGAGUGCGCCCAGGCCUACAGCAAGCACAUGAAGAACCUGCCAGGACGAGCUCUCUCGCGGGAGUGGAAACGCGCCUUCGAGGAGAUCGACAGCAAGGCGGAGGAGCUGCUGGCCCUGAUCGACCUGGAGCGGGACAAGUGCCUGCGCCCGCUCAAAGACGACGUUCCGCGCUCUGCGCUGUCGCCGGUCACCGUGGGCGACUGCACGUCCCACGCCAAAACGAUGGACAUGUUCGUAAUCACCCCGAAGGGCCAAAUCAUGACCAACGACAACGUGUGUUUAACCUACCGCCAGCCGAAGCUGGGCGUGAUCAAGAUGCUGAAGAAUCGCAACGCAACCACAUCGAACGUAAUUCUGGCGCAGUGCGCUUCGGACUCCAGUCAGUUGUGGACCUACGACAUGGACACCCAACAAAUCUCCCACAGGGACACAAAGCUGUGCCUGACCAUCAAGUCGGCCACGAACUCGCGCCUUCAGAAAGUCGAGAAGGUAGUACUCAGCAUGGAGUGCGACUUCAAGGACAUCACCCAGAAGUGGGGCCUUAUACCACUGCCGUGGCGCAUUUAGAGUGGAGGAUGCCAUGACGGUGCCAGGACAUUAUAUCCAAUAACCCUGCCAGCAACUCUUUAACGCAUUGUGAUAUUUAUUGAAAUUGUUUAACGAAAUUCACUCGUUGAUUUUUUUAUGUAAACAAGUAACCAACCCACAAGCACACAAACACCAAACACCUGCAGACUAGCUGUCUAACAGCCUGGUUCCACUCUGAGAAUUCCCGCAAUAAAAUAUCAAGAAUCCAAAAUGAUAGAAGAUGUGGGAGUGGAACCAGGCUUCACCCAUCAACCGAACACCGAUACAGACCCACAUGAAUUGUUUUUAAAAAACACUAACCGGAUGCGCCCGGGAGCUUUUCUCCCGCCGCGCAUUGCGACUCGAUAGAUCUAGAUAGCACUGUUGAAUGCUAUGUCUACGUCAUAAUUAUUAAGCACUUAUUAGGCAAUUUUAGCUAAACUAAGUACUUACUACCUUCGAGUAAACCUUUUGUAUAACACUUGAAUAAAGCAACCGAAUGUAGAAAGUGCUGCUGAAA
This is a messenger RNA of Drosophila ficusphila, 2872 nucleotides long. RefSeq names its product polypeptide N-acetylgalactosaminyltransferase 3 (gene Pgant3). The transcript is spliced from 6 exons. The record is from RefSeq and is a predicted model, not a curated record. NCBI's taxonomy places the organism in Eukaryota, Metazoa, Arthropoda, Insecta, Diptera, Drosophilidae. Gene Ontology annotation, cellular component: Golgi apparatus. Bases 349 to 2352 code for a protein of 667 amino acids.